AUGUCAAAAGAAAUGCAAGAACUACAGAAACAAUGGCACUCCAUGAUGCAAACCAUCCACACCAACUCCAAUGUUGUUUCUUUUAUGAACUCUCGAGUUGGCCAGUACUUAGAUGAUCAUCCUUUUGUCGCCCUGUCACUGUUGGUGUUUAUUGCAGUAUCUGCUAUUCCUGUUGCAUUCUUUCUGAUAUUUGUGAUUUCAACAACCAUAGUGGCCUGUAUGGGGGUUAUCGUCAUUGAAGGUGUUGUCAUAUCAGUAGGUGGCAUAGCCCUUCUUUGUGUGCUGAGUGGCCUGGGCCUCCUUUCAUUGGCAGUUUCUGGAGUCCUGAGUAUUUGCUACAUAGCUCUUUCAACUCUCAUCAACUACUGGCAUACUCCAAACAGCCUGGUAAAGAAGCAAGAAGCUAAUGGAAACAGUUUGCUACAGAGUAGUCCUCCUGUCUUGGACCCUUCUAACAAGAACACGAAGAGCGAAUGA
Molecule: messenger RNA, 477 nt
Organism: Emys orbicularis (European pond turtle)
Lineage: Eukaryota; Metazoa; Chordata; Testudines; Emydidae
Gene: LDAF1
Product: lipid droplet assembly factor 1
Exons: 4
Coding region: 1-477 (158 amino acids)
Source: RefSeq, a predicted model, not a curated record